Molecule: messenger RNA, 654 nt
Organism: Brassica oleracea var. oleracea
Lineage: Eukaryota; Viridiplantae; Streptophyta; Magnoliopsida; Brassicales; Brassicaceae
Product: glutathione S-transferase T3-like
Exons: 1
Coding region: 1-654 (217 amino acids)
Source: RefSeq, a predicted model, not a curated record
AUGGACCCUUUUUCCCUUAACUCUCCCGGGUUUGUUAAUCUUUUAGCUUCGCAGAGCAGUCCACCAAUAGACGUAGACUCUGCUGAGGCAGCUGUUAACUCUCCCGGGUUAGUUAAACCAGCGGAAAGGAGAAAGUGGUCAACCAAAGAAGACAUUAUCCUGAUCAGUGCUUGGUUGAAUAUCAGCAAGGAUCCCAUAGUGAGUAAUGAGCAGAAGUUAGGAGCGUUUUGGAACAGAAUAGAGGAGUAUUUCAAUUCAAGUCCUCAGCUCAUUGGCUCCCUUCCUAGAGAGUGGAGUCAAUGUAAGCAGAGGUGGGGAAGGGUGAAUGCGGAGGUGUGCAAGUUUGUGGGAUGCCAUGAAACCGCUUUGAAGGAGCAAGCGAGUGGCGAAAGUGAGAAUGAUGUCAUGAAGGCUGCGCAUAACAUCUUCUUAAAUGACUACCAUGUCAAGUUCACCCUUGAACAUUGCUGGAGGGAACUUAGGUUCGAUCAGAAAUGGAGAUCACACUCUCAGUCCAAGGAGAAAAGGAAGGAAGCUUGUGCGGAUGUGGUGCCUAACGAGAAGAGGUUAGGCCUCCGGGUGUUAAGGUUAGCAAAACAGCCAAACGCAAGAAGCCGAACGAAGCAGCUUUUGAUCAAAUACAGAGCAUUCUAG